AUGGCCAUCCAUUCCAAAGACGAGGCUUUGAUGUGCAAAGUAUUUAUGUCCAGCUUGGGACCAGUGGCAAUGAGAUGGUUUGACGGCCUCAAACCAAAUUUCGUAAGCUUCUUUAAGCAGCUGACCCAAGCCUUUGGCUCUCGCUUCAUCACAAGUAACAGGGUUCCUCGGCCCUUGGAUUCUCUACUGUCUUUGUCCAUGCUAGAAGGGGAGACCCUGAAAGCCUACUCGGACAAGUACUGGGAUAUGUACAAUGAGAUAGAGGGUAACUAUAACGACGUUGCCAUCAGCACUUUCAAGAGCGGCCUCCCAGCUGAGCAUGGUUUAAGAAAAUCCCUAACAGGAAAGCUUGUCACCAACUUGCACCAACUCGGGGACCAAAUCGACAAGUACAAAAGGGUCAAAGAAGACCAACAGUUGGGUAAAGGAAAAGCAAAGGUUCUCCCUCAAGAGAGAAGGGACUUCAAGUUGGACCGAUUUAACAACAACAACCGGUCGAGGAAAGACUUUGUAGGGCAAUCCAGAUCUGCCAACAUGUAG
Quercus lobata is the source of this 540-nucleotide messenger RNA. RefSeq lists its product as uncharacterized. The record is from RefSeq and is a predicted model, not a curated record. The transcript has a single exon. The coding region runs from base 1 to 540 and encodes 179 amino acids. NCBI's taxonomy places the organism in Eukaryota, Viridiplantae, Streptophyta, Magnoliopsida, Fagales, Fagaceae.